This is a messenger RNA of Zingiber officinale, 1444 nucleotides long. RefSeq names its product probable lactoylglutathione lyase, chloroplastic. Bases 147 to 1214 code for a protein of 355 amino acids. Gene Ontology annotation, molecular function: metal ion binding; lactoylglutathione lyase activity. Gene Ontology annotation, cellular component: cytoplasm. NCBI's taxonomy places the organism in Eukaryota, Viridiplantae, Streptophyta, Magnoliopsida, Zingiberales, Zingiberaceae. The transcript has 9 exons. The record is from RefSeq and is a predicted model, not a curated record.
GCGAUAAGAGGGAGCUCUCGGCACGAGGCGGUCACGCGAGGGUGGAGAACAAGGAUAGGAGAGAGUGCGAAGGGGAUUCGAUUCGAGCUUAGAGAGGAACGCGAUUGCGAAGGCGAAGCCUCCGAGAGGAUUUGCUCCGAAGGUCGAUGGCGCGGAUCGUCCCCGUGAUCGCCUCGUCCUCUUCAGUUGCUUUUUCUCGUAACCUUCAUCUGGGUCUCUGCUCCGCCUCUCCUCGACCACCCUCUCCUUUACUCGGCCUCGGCUUCGCCAUACAUCAGCAUUGUUUAUCUGGAAUCAGAACUUCUAGAUUGAUAAAGAGAGGAACUUGUAUAAAGGCCUCUUCUCCUGGUAACAUGGCACAACCAAUCACCACUAUUGGUAAAGAAGAGGCUUUAGAGUGGGUGAAAAAGGAUAACAGGAGAUUGCUUCAUGUUGUUUACCGUGUUGGCGAUUUGGAAAGGACAAUAAAAUUCUACACAGAAUGCUUGGGAAUGAAGUUGCUGCGGAAGCGUGACAUUCCUGAGGAAAAAUAUACCAAUGCAUUUUUAGGAUAUGGUCCUGAAGACUCACACUUUGUUGUUGAGCUAACUUAUAAUUAUGGAGUCGACAAGUAUGAUAUUGGUACUGCUUUUGGGCACUUUGGUAUUGCUGUUGAAGAUGUAGCUAAGACAGUGGAUCUUAUAAAAGCCAAAGGAGGAAAAGUCACCAGGGAACCUGGGCCUGUAAAAGGUGGAAAAAGUGUCAUUGCCUUUAUUGAAGAUCCCGACGGUUACAAAUUUGAGCUAAUUGAAAGGGGCCCAACACCUGAGCCCUUGUGCCAAGUAAUGCUUCGUGUUGGAGAUCUUGAACGUUCAAUAGAGUUCUAUGAGAAGGCAUUUGGAAUGGAGCUUCUCCGCAAACGAGAUAAUCCUGAGUACAAAUACACCAUAGCAAUGAUGGGAUAUGGCCCUGAAGACAAGAAUGCUGUGCUGGAACUAACUUACAAUUAUGGGGUUAAGGAAUAUGAACAAGGGAAUGCCUAUGCACAGAUUGCAAUUGGCACAGAUGAUGUCUAUAAAACAGCUGAUGCUAUAAAACUACACGGAGGAGGAAGGAUCACCCGCGAGCCAGGUCCUUUGCCCGGUAUCAAUACCAAGAUUACUGCCUGUCUGGAUCCAGAUGGAUGGAAAAGUGUCUUCGUUGACAAUAUAGACUUCGCCAAAGAACUGGAGUAAUCACUGACCAUUGUGUGCGUCACAAGGUGCAUAAUUUUCCUUAAGGGAGGCAACGUUUAACCUUGCAAAUCAUGUAAAACACCUCCCUCUAUCGUUUUCAUCAUGUACAUAGUGGUUUUGUCUACCAUGGAAGCAAGCAAAACAUUUAGUUCACUCUGCGGUGUAGAUUUGAGAUUCUAGUUUGUCUUUAAAAGCAAUACAAAGCCAGACUUAUCGUCAUUAUUUCAUUA